AUGCCCCGUGCCAAAGUCAAUACUCGUAAAGCUGAAUCUGAUUCUGACCCCUCCACCCCACCGGUUCACAAGUCUAAAUCUCGUUCCACCAGAUCAAGACCAUCCCAUCUCAGGUCCAAACCAAAGAAGUCUAAUCACAGCAGCGACAGCUCCGAUUGGAGUUCCACCUCUGAUUCUGGAUCUGACCUAGACAAUCAAACGGCUCCCGACGAGGAUCAAGUUCGAGACCAAGGGAAGAAAGGCAAGAGGUCAAAAGUCGCAAUAGACGAUUUGAAGAAGAUGAAGAAAGAAGAUCUUAUCGCUGUCAUCAAAGAGUUGAAAGGUUCUUCUUCUCCCGAAGAAGAGGACCCGGAACCGGAAGAACGAGCAUCUGAACUGGUGAAAUCUCUCAAGGGACCGAUGAUGCAACGACUUAACCUUCCUGUGGAAACUUUGAAUCAGAUUUGGGAAGAAGAGAAAAUUGCGUUGAAAGGGAGGUUGGAAACUUUUGAUACGGUCAACUUGCUGUCUCAGGUUCAGAGAUGGCACGACACGGAGAAGAAUUGCAGUGAUGACUUGAAAACCCAGUGGGAUCUAACAUAUGCUGAAGUGAAGAAACAGAUGUUAGAUUCUCUGUCAUGUUGGAGAGAAGCCAAAGCUCUUCAAGCUGAACAAGAAGCGGCGUUGAAAGAAUUCAUACCUAAAUGGAAUGCGAUGCGUGAAAGACAGAAGAAAGAAUUUGAGGAAAUUCAAACAAAGUUGGAAAAGUCUAAAAUCAAAAUCGCCGCCAAGAUGUCGAAAUGUACAGAUAUGGAAAAGAUAGAACAUGAUAUUCAAUUAUCUCAACAAGCUGUUCUUCAGAAGAUGCAGAGGGGACGUUGA
This is a messenger RNA of Tremella mesenterica DSM 1558, 861 nucleotides long. RefSeq lists its product as uncharacterized. The transcript is spliced from 7 exons. Lineage: Eukaryota; Fungi; Basidiomycota; Tremellomycetes; Tremellales; Tremellaceae. The record is from RefSeq and is a predicted model, not a curated record. The coding region runs from base 1 to 861 and encodes 286 amino acids.